UGCACAGUCAUUAGUUCCGCAUAUUGACGAGUUUCGUGAUUAUUUUCGAUUUUUGGAUUAUGAUAUUAUUGCUAUUUCUGAAUCUUGGCUCUCGUCAUGUGUUGUUGAUGCUCAAGUCUACCUUCCUGAGUUCCACCUACUCCGUAAUGACCGGAAGACACGUCAUGGUGGAGGUGUUUUACUAUUUAUACGUGAUACAUUAUCAUCAAGAAUUAUUUGCUGUUCUUCUAAUCUACUAGAUGGUCAUCCAGAGUAUAUUAUUGCUGAAGUGUGGUCUACGUAACGUAAUAAAAUUUUAAUUUCGGUAAUUUAUCGUCCUCCGAACACUGCUUUACUAAAUAAUUUUGAAAAUGACUUCAGUGAUCUCUUUAUGUUUUAUAAAAACAUUGUUAUUAUGGGUGAUUUAAAUAUAAAUAUGUUGUCUAAUUCUAAUUUGUCAGCGCAUUUGAUUGACUUUUGCAAUUCAUAUAAUUUGUCCAUUGUUCCGUUCAGAGCGACACAUCAUACUGCUACGUCUCACACAUGGAUUGAUCAUUGUAUAAUUAAUGACAUUAAUAAUUUGGUUAAUUCGUGUCAAUCGGAUGUGCCUUUUCUCUCUGGACAUGACAUUAUUAGUAUGACUUUUAAUUUUAGUGUUCCUAGGCAUUCUCCGUUGACAUUCCGUCAUCGAAAUUGGAGUCUUAUUAGUAGUGAGUCAAUAGCUGAUAAAGUCAAUAAUUCGUCAGUCCUAUUCUGUGAUAAUUAUUUGUCAGUUGAUGACAGUGUUUCUCAUUUAAAUCAGAAUGUAUUGCAUAUUAUUGACUCCAUUGCUCCUGAGCGUGUGAUAAAAAUAACUUGUCCGCCUGCUCCUUGGAUAUCUGAUGACAUUCGUGAUUUGCAGCAUCGCAGAGAUAAACUGUAUAGAAUUUAUCGUAGAUCUGGUUAUGCAUAUAAGGAGUACUGCAAUGUCCGUCGUCUUGUAAAGAAGCGGAUUAUUGAAGCUAAGAAGAAUUAUUUGCAAGACCAUUUUAAGCAUGCUAAGUGUCCAAAAGCCAUUUGGAAUGACUUCAGAAAACUGGUUCUAGGUGCGAUUGUGAUAAUUAUCAAGAUGUCUGUGUAAAUGAUAGCAAUUCCACGAAUCAGUUUAAUUUUAUUGAAAUUACUAAGGAAGAUAUUAAGAGAAAUAUGAAGCGCAUCACUACUACAGCUGUUGGUCCAGAUGGUCUUUCCAUUACUUAUUACAAAGUACUACAGCAAAUUUUACUGCCAUCAAUUGCUAAUUUAUUUAAUAUUUCUCUGAGGACAUACCAGUUUCCGAAGCAAUGGAAGAAGUCUAUUGUGUUACCUUUGCCUAAAGUGAGGUGUCCGCAGUCUUGUGAUGAUUAUAGACCUAUUUCAAUCUUGUGUCCUUUAUCAAAAGUUUUGGAGCGUUGUGUACACGAUCAACUCAUUUACUACAUUAAAGUAAAUAAUUUGUUGGAUCCUUAUCAGACGGGUUUCCAAGAGGGAAUGAAUACUCAAACUGCAGUGAUCCGACUAUGUGAUGAUAUUCGCUUUGCAAUUAAUGGCCGCAAGGUUACUGUUGCUGUUUUCUUUAAUUUCAGCAAGGCGUUUGACUGUGUUGAUCAUAGUUUGUUGUUAUUUACGCUUAAGAACUUAAAUCUAUCGUCAGGAGCUCUAUUAUGGAUAGAAUCGUAUUUAUCUAACAGAACCCAAGCUGUUAAGCAUGGAGAUAGUUUAUCUUCUUAGCAGUGUUUUUUAGAGCGGUGUCCCGCAAGGUAGUGUGCUUGGGCCACUUCUGUUUUCGUUAUUUGUCUCAGGGUUAGGUCUACAGAUUAAAUGCAAGCAUCUCUUUUAUGCAGAUGACUUGUUUGUUUACAUAUCCUGUUUAAUGUCUGACUCAAACGAUGCAGUGUUAAAAUUAAAUCCGGACGUCAAUUUGGUAGUUGAGUGGUGUUCUAAUAAUUUUUUAAAGCUAAAUGCUUCAAAGACUAGGUCAAUUAUAUUUGGUUCCCCUCAGCAUGUAAAUGAUCCUGCUUGUAUUGCUGCUCGGAAAAUUAUGAUUGGUGAUACUGUUUAAAAAAAAAAAAAAAAAAAAAACCCGAGCGACACAUCAGUUUUAAAUCUAAAUUCAGACAUGGCGCCAUCUUUUGAUUUUUAUAAGAACUCUAACGGCACCCCUGGUAUUCGCGCCUGCGUUUAGCUCGCACAUGCGCCCAGAAACAUCUAGUAACAGAACAGUCUGGAUAAAAAUUCUAAAUCUUGCUGAGUUUAAUUAAAAGUCAGUUAAUUAAGAUAAAAAAUAAAUUAAUAUAAAAUCUAAUUUCACUCUUUUAUACAAUUAAUACUUUUUAUCCAGCACAAAGGUGAAUUCGUAAAAAAGAAGUCUCUCGAACCCGAUCGAGAAUCUUCCGGCGGACAAUUCUCGAAACUCGUCAGUCAAGUAUAUAAGCCAGAGCGCCUGGCGCUGCGAGUCAGUCUUAAAUUUAAACGAGUACUAUAAGCAUCGUGCAAUUAACUAAAAUCAUCUCCUAUAAGUAAAGUAUUAUUAAUCUAAGUGGGAGCAAUUAAUCCAUCAAUAAGAAAAUCAUCUUAAUUGUGUGAUAAAGAAAAAACUAAUCUAGAGAAAAUCAACUUUCGGUGACUUCUAGACAAGAAACUCAUCUUGUUCAAGGCUCGCUCUUUCGUUUCACCCUGCUAGGUGGCCUACAAGCUUCCUUGCAGUACAUGCUCGAGAAAAUCAUCGUACCCAAGGCCCGGCUGAUCAGCACCUUGUAAGGUACAUCUACAGGCUUCCUUGAACAAAUUCUAGAAGUCUCUUCCUGUCAAUAGAGUCAGCAUCUCUUUCUCUGAGAGUUUGUGGCGUUAAGACAGCGUUCCAGUCGUCCGUAUAAACUCAUAAACUACAUUGAUUAGUUGCUAAGUGAAACUAUAAUCAAUAAAAUACUUGUGUUCAUUUAUAAUUAAAGUGUCAAUAAAAUCUAUUAAAAACUGACUCUCUACCUCUUGUUAUUUAACAGAUACAGUUACUGACUACUCUGUCUCUGUUAAAUAUUUAGGUGUUAUUUUGGAUAAUAUUCUUUCAUGGCAUGAUUAAGUUAUUGCAAUGUGCAAUCGAUCAAUGUAUUGCCUAGCGCGAUUGAAAAUGAACAGUGACUUAUUUAAUCUUCCUAUGCGUAGAAGAUUAGUUGCAGCAACUAUUUUGCCUAUUUUUGAUUACUGUACAGUGGCCUACACUGACAUGUCAGGCACUCUACGAAAAAAGCUGCAGCGAAAAUUCAAUGCCUGCAUCAGGUUCAUUUACAGACUGGCGAGAUAUGAGCAUAUUACUCCAAGCAGAAGGUCACUUGGUUGGCUGACAUUAUCAGGUCGGCGUGAGUUUCUGAUUGCUUGCUCUGUUUAUAAGAUGCUGAGAUUACAUCAUGAUAGAAUACUACUGCAAGACUUCAGUGUUUUAACUUCAGUUCGUGCACGUUCUCUUAGACAAACUGACGUAUUAAGUUUACCAUAUGCUCAGACGGUUACAUUUGACAACUCGUUUAUUGUUACGGCAGUUAGAGUGUGAAAUCAAUUACCGGAGGAGAUUGUUACAAUUAUUGAUUACAAUGAAUUUCGAUCAAAAUGUUAUAUGUUUUUUAUAGAUAAAGAUAAUCAAUAAUUGUAAUUCCUGUACAUUCCAAAUUUUAUGUUAACUAUUGUCAUUUGUACACAGCAAAUUAUAAUUGAUCAACUUGCUUUGAGACAACGUAACUUAUUAUUGCCCUUGUAAUUUUUACAAUUAUUUGUUAUUGGCAAUAUUAUUAUUAUUAUUAUUAUUAUUAUUAUUAUUAUUAUUAUGAAAUUUAUUUU
Microplitis mediator is the source of this 3828-nucleotide messenger RNA. RefSeq lists its product as uncharacterized. Lineage: Eukaryota; Metazoa; Arthropoda; Insecta; Hymenoptera; Braconidae. The record is from RefSeq and is a predicted model, not a curated record. The transcript is spliced from 2 exons. Bases 371 to 1099 code for a protein of 242 amino acids.